Messenger RNA from Amyelois transitella, 3410 nucleotides. It is a transcript of the gene Ggamma30A, whose product is annotated as guanine nucleotide-binding protein subunit gamma-e. Gene Ontology annotation, biological process: phospholipase C-activating G protein-coupled receptor signaling pathway; sensory perception of taste. The transcript has 4 exons. NCBI's taxonomy places the organism in Eukaryota, Metazoa, Arthropoda, Insecta, Lepidoptera, Pyralidae. The coding region runs from base 365 to 583 and encodes 72 amino acids. The record is from RefSeq and is a predicted model, not a curated record. Gene Ontology annotation, cellular component: heterotrimeric G-protein complex. Gene Ontology annotation, molecular function: G-protein beta-subunit binding.
UCUGUCAGAUUACGCGCGAAAAGUUCGUUCUGUUUUCAAUUUUGGAGCAUUAAUUUUGAUACGUGACAGUGCGAAAUUGGGAAAUUAGAUUUGAUUGUUCUCUGAUUCGCAUUAAUUUUUCUUUUAGUUUUUCAAGGCAAAAGACAUUUGAGUUGAACAGCCAGAUAAAGUGAUUAAUUUUUAAUUGUAUGUGUUUUGUGUGAGUGUGUGCGGUAGCAGUGGACGCCUUAUUGUUGUAAUCGAAUUAGCCAUAAUUUAAUUAGUUCAGCCGUGGACACUGCGGUAGACCACGCUUGUACAAAAUCUAAUACCGAAGCUCACUGCGAUCUGUUAAGAACUAAGAAAGUAAUUAAUAUUCUGCGCGAUGGACCCCAGUAUUCUCGCAGCCAUGGACAAAGAGGCACUCAAAAAGCAGAUCGAAAACAUGAAGUACCAAGCGUCUAUGGAACGCUGGCCGCUAUCUAAAAGCAUUGCAGCGAUGCGGGAGUAUGUGGAGGAAAAUGAAAAGAAUGAUCCCCUCAUACACGCGCCAGACAAGAAAAACAACCCAUGGGCUGAAAAAGGAAAAUGCAUCAUCAUGUAAUCUAUUAAAUAAGUAAAAAACAAAAAAAUAUCACCAAAUUCUAAAAUACACGAUUCAGGUACGACGGGUGAUGAUGAUGAUGGUGGUCUGGUUGAUAUUAAAGAAACGAUUGGUAAUGCUCAAGAUUAUGUUGAUGAAGAUGAUGAAACACCUGUUUUUGAUGAGCUAAUUGAUGAUACUGCCAGACAAUAUUUACAACUGAGAGUUGUACAAAUCAUCGAGCGUAGUGAAGCCAAAACUCCACACGUUACUCUAUUUAUGUUCAUGUAGCCUUUUGUUCCAAAAUAAACAAAUCUAGUCCUUAUAAUUAUAACAUGUAAAGAAUGUACAUUUUGACUGUGCGUGACGCAAGGAUGUACUUAUGAAUGUUUUAUUAAAAGGUUAAAAAUGGUUGUAAAUACGUUAAAUUUUGUAUUUCUAGUAAUAGAAUGUUUGGUCACGAAUCUAACGGUAGAGGUUACUGGAAGGAUAAUAGCGAACGCGUUAAAAGUGUAAUGCAAAAAUGUAAAAAAAAUAAUAAUAAUUUAUUUCGAUGAUAUAAAGCCGGCAGAUAAAAAAAAUUAUUUAAUUUUGUUAUUUGGAAAAUAACACCUUGAAAAUUACCUAUGUUUUGGUUUUUGUUUUUUUUUAUAUUUGAAUUUGAUUGAACCCAUGCAGUUCCAUACAAAGUAACGCAACUUCCCUAUACAUCUCUUUGUAUGGAGUUGAAGUGGAUUCGUGUAUGGGUCAACUAAACUGUGCUGCAUUCAAAGCCAGUUUGGUUGGUCCAUGGAGAAACUUUAAUGAAUUUUGUUUAAUUUCUUAUAAAGAAAAAAAAUUAAAAACAAUUAAAGAGAUCAUCUUCGCCAUCUGAAUCUAGUAGCUAAAUCGGUAACGAUAAAUGGGAGGAUUCUUUGAGCUCAAGAGUUUUCACAUUUAGAUAAUAAUAAUAAUAAAAUUAUUAAACUAUAGGGUUAAUCGCGAAUCACAACUUAACAACUAUUUGCUGAAUCACAUGAUUAAGGUAUGUUUGAGAGUAAAUUGGCAAUAAGUGAAUGAAUAUAAAGACAAUGAUGUUAAACGUAGUGCAGUGAAAGUAAAUUUAAGGUAACAUGAAGGAUUAAACAUAAUCUUGUUCAAAACAAACUCUAAUUGUUAAGCUGAAUUAGGAUACUUUUUUUAUGAACACAGGUACAUUCCGCAGUGCCAUUAUCUAGUAAUGCUUAUAUAAUAUAUCUCUUAGCGACCUUCUAUAUUCCAGUUUCAAUAUCAUAUUAAUAUCACCAGCGUUAAUCACGAUCCCUUGCAUUUAUUUUCAUCGAAACUGCUUUUUUAUCACACUCAAGCUUUCAUUUAAAUACUUCUUCUCCUGGCAUUAAAAUUAUAAGUAAUUAAAUUCUAUUAUCAACUACAAUUUUUAAAUUUAGCACUUGAUUAGCAUAGUAUAAUUCAAAAUUAAAUUGAAAUGAAAAAUACCUAAGUCGUUCAAGGUUUACUUAUUAAAGCAAACUAUCGUAGUUUCCUAAUAAACUUCUUCUAAAUUGUAUCUAAGAUUUUCAGGUUACAAAUACUGAAACUUUUUUUUGAUCGUGCGAAAUUUUAAAAUUUCUGCCCGAUGUAAUGAAAAGUUUUGGUAUUUUCGACCGUGUAGAGCUAUAACUAACAUUCCAUUUAAAAGGAUUGCCUCUAAUCCAAAUUCUUGAUUAAAAUAGAAAGUUUAAACUUACGCACUGUAGAUAAUUAUAGAUUAAAAUUAAAUCUAACUUUAAUUAAAUUUCUAAACUUAAAUACCUUCCCUUACCAUAUCUAGACACGAAGUAUGGAAAAUCAUUCGGGCUGUGAAUACUUCAAUUGUUUAAGACGCUUCACCAUCGUCAGUAGUCAGGCCGUCACCUAUAGAUAUGCUUACACGGACAAUAACUCACAUUCAUACAACCAGUACUGUUUCAAUAGUAGCUUCCAUCAAAAUUAUUUUGUCACAUUCCAGAUUUGUCAAUUCAUUAUACGUACUUCUUUAGGUUACAUCUUCAAUAGCAUUCUUCUAUCGCCUGCUAGCAAUUUCUAUCAUAGCUUCGUUAUUUACAUCCCUAUCUCUAAUAUAAUUUCCAUAUUAUAUCUAUCCUUUAUUAGCAUAAAAAUAGUCAUAAUUAGGAAAUUAGCGAUUAAUUAGUAGAGCUACUUAAGAAACAUGAAUCAAAGUUGUUUGUUAAUCUAUAUGAUAAAAUUGCAAUUCAGAGCAUUAACCUUAGAAUAUAAAUAAAACGAUAAUUGUUAAUUUAAAAUAUUUAGUUGAUAAAUUAAGGGAUCUCAUAAAAAGAUGGCGAAGCUUUUCUCUUGGGGGUAAUAUUUUCGGUUUUUUUAAUCUUAGGGUAAUUUUCAAGGUGAUAUUUGUCGGUUGAUUUAUUAAGUUUCGUUCAUAUUUUAUUAUAAUUUAUUCCACUGUUAUGCUAAGUUUUAACCAAAGAUUUCUUUGUAACGUGGGUAUUGUCACCGCAUAUAAAAUAAAAUUUAAUAAAAUAGAAAUUGAAUGGCGCUUUUUUAACGUAAUAUCUAGUUCUAGAAUUAGGGCGUGAGAUGAAUUCUUCAGGGGUCGGCAAUGUGUGAUGACUACCUUAGAAUAGCGGGCGUCUUAAGGCCACGGUAACCACUUACCAUAUCGUGGGUCGUUUGCCUGUCAAUAGAAAAAAGAAAACAUUGCUUAGCGUCAUUCAAUUCCUAUGUUUUUUAAACUAAGAAUAACUUAAACGGUAAUUUUUAAUGGAUUAAUCCGAAAUUUAAUAACUAGGUAAGGGUGAUAUUGGAAAUGAUUUUUUUAGAAUCAGUAGGCUAAGAUACCGUAUGUUAUUAU